Molecule: messenger RNA, 5352 nt
Organism: Closterium sp. Naga37s-1
Lineage: Eukaryota; Viridiplantae; Streptophyta; Zygnematophyceae; Desmidiales; Closteriaceae
Source: the annotation of a GenBank genome assembly
AUGGCUGCAGAAGGUGAAGACCGUGCGAAGGCUUCCGAUCGUCCUGGCUUAGCUAACGGCGGAAGCUUCGUGGCUCCCGCGAUUUGCCAAGGAGCAGAAGCAACCGGCGCAAGCAGAGACGCGGAAGCAGCAGGAACGGCCGCGGAGGACGCAGCGGGAACGUCGGCGGGAGAAGCAGAAGGAGCGCCCGACGUGAUUGGUGCGUCCACCCCGCCUCGUGAGGCGAACCCGACCAGUCCGUCGCAUGCGCUCCGUGCGAGUCUCUCCGCGCCGCCGCGCGUGACGAGCAAGAAGCCGCCCGACAGCAUGCCGCUGUUGCGCCUACCGCUGGGCCUGUCGCCGUCCGCUUGGCCGCAAGGAGGGAAACGGCAGCUUGGGCGAGAUGACACGGGAGAUGACACGCGGCGAGAUGACACGCGGCUGGAUUUGAGUAUGCAGGGACUAAGCUCUCAACAGGGAGGGGGUUCGGGCGGCUCGGAUGGUCCUUGCUGGAAGAAGCGCGCCGUUGGGGGUGUUUCGCUGGUCGUAGCCACUGUAGCAUUGUCCUCGGCGCUUGCGCCGGUUUCUGGCGCUCACGCCCUCCCAGUUCCCCCGGGAACUCCGAAUAACGGCGCUCCACCUUUCUUUUCACAACCUUCAAACUCCCCCCUUGGGUUGUCGCUUCCCCCCACCAGCACCUCCCCCAGCCCUCAUGCUGCGCGGGCGCAAGGUCCACUUCCGCCGCUGUCCCUUCCGCCCCCCGCUGCCCCACUCCCCUCUCCGCAACCUUCCCCCGCGCCGACUCCCGACGGCGGGUGGCAGGGGACAGCUGGCGCAAGUCCGCGCAACCCUCCGAACCAGGGGGGACCGCAAGAACCUGCCAAUUCCCCACACUACCGCGGGGUGCGGUUGCGCCCAUGGGGAAAAUGGGCGGCGGAAAUCCGCGAUACCGCCAACAGCGCGCGCCUGUGGCUGGGCACGUUCCCCACGGCGGAAACGGCGGCGCUGGCGUAUGACGUGGCAGCGAUGGCGAUUCGAGGAAACAAGGCGAAGCUUAAUAUGGAGCAGCACAGAGAGCUGGCGAGCGAAGUUCGCGAUCUGGUGAGAACGCUGAAAGCGGCGGCGAAGACAGCGCAAGAUGCGGCGGCGGCGCGCGCGUAUGCGGAGGCGAUGGCGGAUGCUGGCGGAGAGGGGGGGAAGCCGCCAGGGCUGAAGAGCGAAACCGCGACAGGGAACGGCGAUGAUCGAGCCGCGAACGGCGACACGUUGAGUGAACGGCUGAGAACGGUCAGGGAUGGUGACACUGGUUUAGAGACAUCUCGAAACGAGGGGAACGGAAACGAGAAGUCAGCGGGUCGGGAAGGCGCGAAAUAUGCGCCGGUGGCGGAAGGUACAGGCGGAACGCGCAACGCGCAGGAGAAAGACCGGAUGACGGAAACGGGAAACGGCCAGGGAAACGGGCAGGCGAACGGGCAAGAGAACGGGCAGGGAAACGGGCAACUCCCAAUGCUGCGACAAGCUCCGCCACACGCGCCGCUUCUCCACGUGGUCAUGGGGAAGGUGGUUACCACUAUGGUGGAUAAAUAUGGCGCGGGAAUGGGGAAUUGGGCCAGGGGCGUUGGCGCUAAUCAGGGCGCGCUGGGGAGCGGGGGAAACGGGGGAGGCGGAGGAAGCAGCGGGAGAAGCGGGGGAAGCGGGGGAAGUGGAGCUCCUGAGGGUAUUGGGGGAAAGGGGGGAGUUGGGGGAGGUGCAGCGAAUGGGGGAAAUUGGGGGAAUGGGGAGACAAAAACGGGUGCCGUGGGAGGGGGUGCUGUGGGUGCAGAUAGGGGAGGGGUUGGAGGGAACGCGAGGCAGCAGGUGGACAGGAAAGAGUUGGUUACAUCCCCUUUACAAGCGCUCUCGAUAAACCAGGGAGUCUCGCCCAUGCAAUGCCAGCCCCCCUUCAUAGGAAGCAAUACGUCCCCUGUACAACCCCAAGUGAAGGUCGAGCACGUUCCUGCUUUUACCGAGUCAGCUUACAAAGGUUCGGUGUUGCAAACAGUAGGACAGUUCGUGAGUGGAGCAACUGCGUUUGCUGGUAACCCUGUAACCAGUUCGUGUGUGGUUGCGCCCAGCGUCACACCUCCGCCUGUAGCUGUACCGAGUGUGCUUACAGCGGGGAUGGCAGGUACGCACUCAGAGCCGCCCGCACCUCCUAAGACUGCUUGUAUUGGGGAAGCCUGUAGAGGGGACGGGGGGAGCAGCAGCAGCAGUAGCAGCAGUGGUGGCAGAAGCAGCAGGCAGAGUGUGGGAGAAGAGAUGGGUGACGGCAUAGCGGGCAUGAAUAGCAUGGGUGCGAUAGGUGGCAUGGGCAUGGGGGGUGGGGCAGGUGAAGCAGAGAGGAUGGAGGUGGAUGGAAGGACACAGGAAGCAGGGCGGAGCUUUGAAGGGUUGGUGGGCACGGUGCAAUGUGCGUUUGAACAUCUCACUCCUAAAUCGCCUCACCUUAUGCAGCAGGGCGGUGGCGGGAACUCUGGGGUAUUAUUUGGCAGUGAGGGAACGACGACACCUGGCAUGGUAUCAGGAUCUCGUGGCGUGGAUGAUGUGCCACGUGGCAUGGUAUCCGCGUCACGUGGCUUGGAUCAAACUCCACGUGGCCUUGCACAGGCGCCUGCUUGCCUCCUCACGAGCUAUUCCUCCCACUCGCUAGACAUGCCACAUGCUGCAACAAUGCAAGCGCCCAUGCUACCCCCACCUGCCAUGCAAACGCCCUUGCUGACCUCCCCUGCUGGUGCUGCUUCAGGUGGUUCUUCAGGCGCGGCUUCUGUUGCCCCUUCAGGUGUUGGCACAGGUGUUCCUUCAGGUGGUACUUCAGGUGGUGCUUCAGGAGGGUUUUCAGCUCAACCCCCUGCCGAACGACCAGGAUGGCAUUACACAGAAUCUCAUCGAGCAACAGAGAAAGCAGCAGAGGAGAUUGGCAGCAUAAAGAAAGAGAAUGUCGUCUCUACUGGUGGAGGAGGAGGAGGAGGAGGAGGAGGAGGAGAAGGAGGAGUAGAAGGAGGAGGAGGAGAAGGAGGAGGAGGAGGAGGAGGAGGAGGAAGAGGAGGAGGAGGAGGAGGAGGAGGAGGAGGAGGAGGAGGAGGAGGAGGAGGAGGAGGAGGAGGAGGAGGAGGAGGAGGAGGAGGAGGAGGAGGAGGAGGAGGAGGAACGGGGAUAAGUGGGAUCUCCCAGGGUACCAGCCUUGGCGAUCCCAGGUUCGGGGCCGAAAAUCACAGGCUCGGGGUCGAAGACCUCAGGUUCGGGAUCCUUCCAAACCAGGAGGUUGAUGGGGAGGACGAGCCGUGCCUGCUGCCCAUGCCUGAUGGUCAGGAAUGGGAAAGGUUCGGUUCGGACCUGCCGUACCCACCCGAGCAGGCUUUUUCUGGGUGGCGGUUAGUGAGUGACUCAGUAACAGAGACAGGCACAGAAACCACAGGAACCGUGCCUACAGUAACAGCUGUUACUGAUACAGGCGCCACUGUAACGAAUACAGGUGGCACUGUAACGGAUUGUGACGGCCUGAGCAGUGAUUUUAAAGGGCUGACUUGUUCCGGGCAGAGGGGCGGAGGAGGAGGGGUGAACCAGGUCGGAGCCACACAAACCCUGGAGACGCCUGAAAAGACCCUGACCUGUUCUGCUGGGAACGAAGGGGUGAGAGGCAAUAGCUUGCCAGCGUCAGUGCAAUAUGAGCCUCAGACGCAAGGGACACUAGAGAACCCUCUGAUGUGCACUGUGAGGAAGGAGGGGGUGAGCGGAGGGGUGAGAGUGGCAGCGAUUAGGACUGCCCAUUUCCGGCCUAACGCUGCAAUUGUGGAGGCAUUUAGGAACGGUGAGGGGCGGUUGGAUGGGGUGGAAGCACUGGUGCUUCAUCCGCCUCAAGAAACGAUUUCCUUUCAGCAAGGGGUGGGGCAGCAGGGACUGAUGCAGCACAGUGGGUUUCAGCAAGGAGUGGUGCAGAACGGUGGGAUGCAGCAAGGUGGGGUGCAGCAGAGUGGAGUGCAGCACAGAGGGAUGCAGAACAGCGGGCAGCAGCAGCAGCAGCAGCAGCAGCAGCAGCAGCAGCAGCGCCAGCAGCAGCAGCAGCAGCAGCAGCAGCAGCAGCGCCAGCAGCAGCAGCAGCAGCAGCAGCGCCAGCAGCGCCAGCAGCGCCAGCAGCAGCAGCAGCAGCAGCAGCAGCAGCAGCAGCAGCAGCAGCAGCAGCAGCAGCAGCAGCAGCAGCAGCAGCAGCAGCAGCAGCAGCAUCGCCAGCAGCAGCAGCAGCAGCAGGUGCAGCAAAACCAGCAGCAGCAGAGGCAGUAUCAUCCUCAGAGCCAGCAGCAGCCGCAGCAGAAUGCAUCUCACUUAUCCUCCUUCGUUCACCCCUCUCCCUCUCCUCCUGCUGCUCUUCAUGCGUCCUCUGCCGCGCCACCUGAAUUUUCACCUGAACGCAUAACUGCCCCACCUGAAAUCCCACCUCCCCACCUUUCCUUUGAGACCGCCUCACAUAUUCCCCAACCGUCACACUACCCCACCGCAACCAUUCCCACCCCCACCCCAGCCCUUUCCGGCCCUCCAUUCUCCACCGCACCGCACUCCUUCCAAUCCCAAUCCUCUCUCUCAGCACCCCCUCGCAUCCCACCCCAGCCUGCUUCAGACCCAUUCUUUUCCCCCUCUCCUUCCACCACUCCCCCAUCCUCCUCCUCCCCAAUCCUUCUAGCCACCGACCCUCAGCAAAAACACACACCCGCCUCCCACUCAUCGGCUCGUGUGCUCAUUUUCAGCGAUCCCUCCCCCUCUCCUGCUCAUUCCUCUGCUGCAUUUGAGAACGAAACUUGCGGCUCUGCUGCUACCAAAGCCUCUGCUUCUUCCAGCCCACUCGAGUUCGGCCUCUCAGUCAAACCCGGCUCUUCUCCUGCUGCGCUGACAGCACUGGAACAAGCUCCUUCCUACCCUGUUCAGCCCACGUCAGCAGCGUCAGCACCAGCACUUGAACACACUCAUGCACAAUCCGCAGCUCCUGCCGCUGAUGCUUCACUUCAUCCCACUCCUCCUUCUGGGACUGGCUUCGGUCAUAUGGCCUUACCCAGCCUUCCUCUCUCCCCUCCACCGCACACUGUCACUAACAUUCCUACUGUCUUCAGCACUGCUCCAAACCAAUCAGGGAGAGCGGAGCUAGAGCCCUGGCAAGGGGAGGCAUGGCCUGGGGAGGGCUUAUCUAGUGAAGGCUUCUUUAUUGAGGAGUUUAAUGGGCCUGAUAGGUGGGCUGGAGAUGGGUGGCUGGGAGGAGCAUGGGAAGCCGAUUGGACGGGAGAAGGGUCGCAGGGAAGCGGAGGUGGACAAGGAAGUGCAUCUCAUGGUGGGUUAGGACUCGCAUAG